AUGGAGAUAGACGAAAGCAAGAGAGCAAGCAGUGAUUCAUUAACAAUAUAUGUAGGAGAUCUCUCGCCCAAGACCCUUGACUCGGAUCUUUUUAGGAUCUUCUCAAAUGUGGGAAAGGUUUUGAAUGUCAAGCUGAUUAAGAGGGGAGAGCCUGUUUCAUCCUUUGCAUUUGUGACAUUUGAAAACGAGGAGGAGGCAGAGAGGGCAAUCAGGGAGUAUAAGCACUAUGAACUGCAUAAUAGACAGAUAAGGGUAAUGAGGAAGGACGAAAGACCCCCGGAGACAGGGAACAUCUUUGUCAAGAAUCUUCCUGAGAACUUUACGAGCAAGGACCUUGAUGAUGCGUUUUCGAUGUUUGGAGAGAUUACCAGCUGCAAGGUUGCAACAACAUCGCAUGGAAAGUCGAAGGGAUAUGGGUUUGUUCAGUUUAAGGAGAAGAAGGCAGCGAAGAAGGUGAUCAAGAACUUCAACAACCUCAAUGGGCUUAUGCUUGGAGAAAACAAGAUUGUUGUGGAGCUGUAUAACCCGGAGAUGAAGAAGGGAGAGAACAAGAAGACACCGACGAUGUUUACAAACUGUUUUAUUAAGAAUUUUCCUGUUGAUGUUGAGGAAGAGAAUCUUCGAGAGCUUCUUGAGAAGUACGGGAAGGUGACGUCCUUGUUCUUCCCGACGAAGGAGGAUGGAAAACCAAAAGGAUUUGCAUUUGCUAAUUUUGAGAGCCAUGAGUGUGCUCUGAAUGCUAUCAAGAAUCUCCAUGAGACAUUUCCCUUCGGGGACGGCGAGAGUGGGGAGCCGUUCUACAUCCAGAAAGGGCAAAGAAAAGAAGAGAGGGCAGAGGAACUCCGAAAGACGUUUGAGCAGCUGAGCAUGCAGGGGCAGAGCUACAAGAAGAAUCUCUACAUAACAAACAUUCCCGAGGGCUUUGGGGCUGAGGAGCUUAAUAACAUAUUCAGAGAGUUUGGAAACAUCACAUCUAUGUCUGUGGGGACUGACGGAGCCAACAGCCAGAAGCAGUAUGCCUAUGUGUGCUACUCGACGCCGGAGGAGGCCAGCAUAGCUGUGGAAAGAGGGAAUGAGAUAUAUCUUGAUGGAAACAGGCUUCAGGUUGCAUACUUCAAGAAUAAGCUGGAAAGAAUGAAAGAGAAAGAAUUUGGAAGCAUUGGAUACAAGCCGAAUAUCCCAUACAUGUAUAACCAGGGGGUUAAUUUUGUACCCAAUGGAUUCAAGCGUGAAAGAAACCGAGGAGGAUCUGCAAAGGGAUACAGCAGCGAACUCGAAAAGCUACAUGGUCUUGUGCUUGCAGAAGCACCAUCUUUCAAGAGCCAAUGGAAGAGCUUCGGGGUGAACAACGAGGCCGAGUUUACCAGCAAGGUUACAAGGGCCUUUCGUAACAAAUCCGAAGAAGAAAUCAAGGAUAUGAUCGACCUGGACUUUGUGCUUGCAAAAAGCAUAGCAGCGGUUAUUGAGAACGACAACUCUAGCGACUAA
Molecule: messenger RNA, 1488 nt
Organism: Encephalitozoon intestinalis ATCC 50506
Lineage: Eukaryota; Fungi; Microsporidia; Unikaryonidae
Product: polyadenylate-binding protein 2
Exons: 1
Coding region: 1-1488 (495 amino acids)
Cellular component (GO): ribonucleoprotein complex
Molecular function (GO): RNA binding
Source: RefSeq, a predicted model, not a curated record